This is a messenger RNA of Podarcis muralis (Common wall lizard), 1316 nucleotides long. It is a transcript of the gene NDUFAF4, whose product is annotated as NADH:ubiquinone oxidoreductase complex assembly factor 4. Gene Ontology annotation, biological process: mitochondrial respiratory chain complex I assembly. The record is from RefSeq and is a predicted model, not a curated record. Gene Ontology annotation, cellular component: mitochondrion. Lineage: Eukaryota; Metazoa; Chordata; Lepidosauria; Squamata; Lacertidae.
CGUCUCCGCCUCGCUUUCGGAAGUGGGAGGCGGCCGCGCGCCGGGAUGAUGGGCGCCAGGGUGACCCGCGUGUUCAGCAAGUUCAACCUGGAGAGCCGAGCCCACCGGGAAAUCGCCAAAGCCAAGCCCGCGCCAGCCCCGCGGCACCCGCAGCCUGCAGACCACUCCUUAGACACCGACAGAUUCCAAGAAGAGGUUAAGAGAAAAGAUGACCACCUUGACACAUUAUUAAAGGAAGUCUACGUUGAGUCCAAAGAUCCAGUUAUGCAUGUGAAAAACAAAGGAGAAAGCCUUCCUUCUAAGCGAGAGGAACGCAGACUUACAAAAGUAGGCAAUCUUGGUCCCCUGGAUAUUCAGUCUGUUCCUAGAGGCAAAGUCGCCAUAGUUGAAGUCUUGACCCUUCUCCAUAAUCAUCUCCACUCUCCGGAAACCUGGACUGCAGAGAAAAUAGCAAAGGAAUACUCAUUAGAAUUGAAGGAUGUGACUGAUCUCUUAGCAUUCUUCAUCCCGUUUGCGGUGGAGAUCUUUCCUCCUCAAGACAAAAAGCAGCUAAAGCCUAGAUAAGAAUGUCUGCCAAAUCUUGACUGACCAAGCUGGUGUCUUCUUAAUACUUCACAUCUGAUUCCCUCUCCACACAUACACGCACACACACCUAUAAACUGUGUCUUAUUUAAACGGUAUCUGCCUUUUCUCUCACUGUUGCGUUCAUCAACCAUCCAGGGCAUGCCGUUGUGAAGUAGGAGGCAAAAUCUCAACAAAUUCUGCAAAUACACCCUAAGAAUUAAAAAAAUCGGAAAAUGUUGGCUGUGUGGGAGAUCAUCUUUUCUGAAGCAGUUGUCUGUUACGCAGACCCCAGACAACAAAAAUGCAUUUUAUCUGGAUCUGAUCUUCUUUGGUCUGAGCUCUGCAGAAUAUCUUGCCCUCAUCACAUUCUGUAAAUAGUUAUAAUUAAAGCAAAGCAGAGUUACAAUGUGUUUAUCUUCUGAGAAAUGAGUGUGUGUCUAGUUCCUGUGUCUGGUCAAAAGGGGAGGGGCAAAAGAGCAAAUGGAGGAAAUUGAGUUAGGGUAGGCAUUCUUUUAAUUUUGGCGUAAUUACGGAAGUUAGAAACAAAUGGUUUUGGAACCAAAAACAAUUCUGCUGUGUGUUACUGGCUGUAAUUCUUUGUAUGGAAGCCCUUGAUAGCUGCUGCUGCUGCCUUUUUGCCUUUGAAUUCAUGCCUUUUUAUUAUCGGCCACAUACCCAUGAAGAGCUGUAUUGUCUGAACUUCUGUAUCUUGUUCUAUGCUUUACUGGAAAUCUAUAUUGAUUCAGAUGGAA